AUGCCUGUCAUGUCCUCCCACCUCCCUAACCCCGGUCCUUCCGCCCAAUCCUUCAUCCGCUUCCGGCUCCUGGACGGGUCACCCAUGUCCGGGCUUUCGCCCUGGGCCGUCGAGGACGCCUUCGUCGGGGCGGUCGGACGCUGUCUCAGCGCCCGUCCGCUCCGCGGUGGCGACUUGCUGGUCCGUUGCGAUCCGGGGGAGCGUCAGCAGCUGCUGGCGAUCACCCGGGUCGCGGGGGCGGAGGUCCGGGCAUGGGUCCCUCCUCACCUCAACCAGAGCCAGGGUUCCAUCUUCGCCCCAUCCCUCCAACCUCUCUCUAUCCCGGAGCUGGAGGAGGGCUUUCGCCGCGUGGGAGUCCGCGGGGUGUAUCGCCCUCCCCGCUCUCCCAAAAUCCUUAUCCUCACCUUUGACACGCCCCAACCGCCGGCCUCCGUCAGGGCCGCGUACCUGUCCUUCCCCGUCCGCCCUAUCCCGCCCAAACCCCUCCGCUGCCGUCGGUGCCAGCGUUAUGGCCACCGCCAGCAGCACUGUCGUGCCCCCCAUCCCGUCUGCUCCUCCUGUGCCCAGGAGGGGCACGACUCCCCAUCCUGCUCCAGCCCCUCGGUGUGCUGCGCCGGGUGCGGCGACGAGCAUCCCUCGAACGACCCCGGCUGCCCUCGGUGGCUGGCAGAGUGCCAGGUGUCCCUCCUGAUCCGACAGGGCUGGGAGCCCAGGGACGCCCGCCACUACGUGGCGACCCACCCGGACGCCGACCCUACCACCAUCCCCUCCAACUCUGACUCUGUCCGCCGUCCUCCCCCCAUCAACCACUCUGAGUACCCCCCUCUCCCUCAGAAGCCUAACUACAUCCCACCUCGCCCGCCCACCCCCCGCUACCCUUCUUCCUCCGGCCGGUCGACUCCCAACGCUCCCCCUCCGCCCCCUCCCCGACCGGCUAGCGCGGCCAGGUCCCCUGCUGUGCCGCCGCGGCCCCCUCGGGCCGCCGGUGCCGACUCUCACGGCACCCCUGCACCUCCUCCACCUCCCCGCGAGCGCCCGGCGCCCCCGGCUUCCCAGCCGAAGGAUACAGACGAGAGUCAGGCGCCGGUCCGUAGCGGGUUAUCCAACUCCGACUCCAACCUCACCGACUCCAACACCACUACCGACCACUCAUCCACGCCCAGCCCCACCACCCCGCCGGGCCGCCCACGCCGCACCAGACUCCAGUCGGCACCCGCCGAGUCACACACUUACACUCUCAGACAGAAACACUAA
Molecule: messenger RNA, 1254 nt
Organism: Amphibalanus amphitrite
Lineage: Eukaryota; Metazoa; Arthropoda; Thecostraca; Balanomorpha; Balanidae
Product: vegetative cell wall protein gp1-like
Exons: 1
Coding region: 1-1254 (417 amino acids)
Molecular function (GO): nucleic acid binding; zinc ion binding
Source: RefSeq, a predicted model, not a curated record